AUGAGCUCAUUUGAUCUGCAGACACACUCUCCACCACGCUGCAGCCCGCAAUUUCCAAAUAUUGGCCAGGAGCCUCCCGAGAUGAACAUCUAUUAUGAAAACUUUUUCCAUCCACAGAACGUUCCUAGCCCACAACGAGCAACAAACUUUGAAUCUGGGGACUACAACACCACUCCCAACCCUUACCUCUGGCUAAAUGGACCCUCCAUUACCCCACCAUCAUACCUACCAGGAUCCAACACCAGUCCUUUCAUCCCUCAGUCCUAUGGGAUGCAACGGCAGCUCUUGCCUAACAUGCACGGUUUGGGGGGGACUGAUUUGGGCUGGCUUCCUCUCCCUUCCCAAGAGGAGCUGAUGAAGCUGGUGAGACCACCCUACUCCUACUCUGCACUUAUCGCCAUGGCCAUCCAUGGAGCACCGGAGAAGAGGCUAACACUCAGCCAGAUCUACCAGUACGUGGCUGACAACUUCCCCUUCUACAACAAAAGCAAGGCAGGUUGGCAGAACUCCAUAAGGCAUAACCUGUCUCUCAACGAUUGCUUUAAGAAAGUGCCCAGAGACGAAGAUGACCCAGGAAAAGGGAAUUACUGGACUCUGGACCCAAACUGUGAGAAGAUGUUUGACAAUGGAAAUUUCCGUCGGAAGAGGAAAAGGAAGUCUGACAUUGGGUCCAGCACAGCAUCUCUUGCAUCUGAGAAAUCGGAGGACAGUGCCUUAAGUGGCAGUCCCAAGGCUGCCGAACACCAGGAUCUAUUGGAAAGCUCCUCACCUGGAACUGACAGUUCACCCGACAAGAGAUCUUCUCCACCAUCUUCCAGCAGUCCCUGCCUCAACAACUUCCUCUCCAGUAUGGCUGCGUACGUUAAUGGCUCUAACUCGGUGAGCCGAUCAGUGCCUCUGGGACUCAGCGCUGAGCCCACUGACAAAAUGGGACAGAAUAUGGUAGGAUUCAAUUCAUACGCUACACUUUCUAAUAUCCCCAGCCAUAGUGGGACAGAAUGGUCCAAUUCAAUGCCUUCCAGCCAUCUUGGCUACAGCAAUUCAGUUCUCAAUCAAUUUAAUACCCAUUUCUACAGCAGUAUCGGUGCAAAUAACACCCUGUAUCCUAGAGAGGGAACUGAGGUUUAA
Messenger RNA from Emys orbicularis (European pond turtle), 1128 nucleotides. RefSeq names its product forkhead box I1 (gene FOXI1). Gene Ontology annotation, biological process: cell differentiation; anatomical structure morphogenesis; regulation of transcription by RNA polymerase II. The record is from RefSeq and is a predicted model, not a curated record. Bases 1 to 1128 code for a protein of 375 amino acids. Gene Ontology annotation, molecular function: RNA polymerase II cis-regulatory region sequence-specific DNA binding; DNA-binding transcription factor activity, RNA polymerase II-specific. The transcript is spliced from 2 exons. Lineage: Eukaryota; Metazoa; Chordata; Testudines; Emydidae.